Molecule: messenger RNA, 1524 nt
Organism: Brassica oleracea var. oleracea
Lineage: Eukaryota; Viridiplantae; Streptophyta; Magnoliopsida; Brassicales; Brassicaceae
Exons: 2
Coding region: 313-1092 (259 amino acids)
Source: RefSeq, a predicted model, not a curated record
AAAGGCAUAACGAUAAUUCUGAAAAAACAUUUAUAAUUUGACAGGAAAACAACAAAGAAAGAAAACAAAAUAAUUAUUUGCUUUACAACAAAUCCAAAAAAAAGCUAAUUGGGAGCUCUCCUCAUCCACAUUUUCUUCUCCGCAAGAAAUCAAGGGAAAACCCAGAAUCAUCAUCAUCAUCAUCAUCGUCGUUCCCGAUUGUCAUAUAAUCAGAGCAGCUGAUUCUUCCUUGUGUGUGGGGUCAAUCAAUCGUCUAGGUUUCGCAGCCGCCGCCGAAAAAGGUGUGUUUCGUGAUUGUGUGUAGCUAGCUCGAUGGCAGAUAAGACGAAAUCGUCCUCCUCCUUCUUCAACAGGUCGCUUACAAUCCACGGCCACAGAACAACGGAUUCAACCCCCAAAUCACACAGCCUCAAUCCUUCUCUCAACCGAACCACCUCCAUAACCAAAUUCUACAACCCCGUCGAAACCUCUCUCAAAGGAAAAGUCAAGAACCUCUGCAGACUAUUCGAAGGCUCCAAAUCCUCCGCCAAACCAACCGAUCCUCCUCAGAAGCAUAAAUCAAACAAAUCGGUUCUAUCCGAAUCGCGGUUAUCCCCGUUUCUGAGCUUAAACAACUCCGUGAUCCGUCUCCCCGGGACGGAGGACAGGAUCGUGGUGUAUUUCACCAGCUUGAGAGGGAUCAGGCGGACGUACGAGGAUUGCUACUCCGUGAGGAUGAUCUUCAGAGGGUUUAGGGUUUGGAUCGACGAGCGCGACGUUUCGAUGGACUCUGCUUACAAGAAGGAGCUUCAGAUCGCGAUGGGGGAGAAGAGUAGCGUGUCGCUGCCUCAGGUUUUUAUAAUGGGGAAGCAUGUUGGUGGUGCUGACGUGGUCAAGAGCUUGUUCGAGAUUGGUGAGCUAGCGAAGAUCCUCAAGCUGUUUCCCGUGAGGGAGCCGGGGUUUGUGUGUCGUUGUUGUGGGGACGCUAGGUUCAUUCCGUGUUCGAAUUGUAGUGGGAGUAAGAAACUGUAUGAUGAGGAUGAAGAUAGGCACAAGAGGUGUCCCGAGUGUAAUGAGAAUGGGUUGAUACGGUGUCCUGAUUGCUCCUCUUGAGAGAGAUAAAUCAAGAAGAGAUAGGUAUUUGGUUUCUCUAUUGUUUUCUAGAACAAAGUGAUUGAUGAUGCUGCUACAAGUAUCCCAAACUCUCUUUUGGAUCAGCAGCAAUAUCUCACUUUCGGCUUUUUUAAAGGUUUGUUGUGAUCAUCGGUAUCAUUGGGAAUGCUGAUGAUUGGUUGUUGAUUUAGAUAAUGUGUGUUUGGUACUAAAGACUAAUGUAAUUUAUGUCGAAAUGUCUGAAACGGGUAGUAAGCAUUUUGGCUCUUGUGUGUCAAUGUUGUGAAGAGUUGUCAUGCCUAUGUAUUUGAUUGUAAAUACACUUAGUGUGUUUAUUGGGUAUUGUGUAUUCUUACGACCGUGGCUUUCUUCUGUAUGAUUUCGUCUUUGUAUGGCAACUUGGUAAAUAUGUAUUCUACCAACAUAAUUAUU